Molecule: messenger RNA, 1429 nt
Organism: Cyphomyrmex costatus
Lineage: Eukaryota; Metazoa; Arthropoda; Insecta; Hymenoptera; Formicidae
Product: zinc carboxypeptidase
Exons: 7
Coding region: 98-1351 (417 amino acids)
Biological process (GO): proteolysis
Molecular function (GO): zinc ion binding; metallocarboxypeptidase activity
Source: RefSeq, a predicted model, not a curated record
GAGUAAGUGCUUUUCUUGAGAAAAAGGUUAUUCAUAUAUUACAAGAAUUACAUUUUGUUGCUUAAAUUUCAAUUGGUAUUUACUUGAACUGAUUAUCAUGUGGAAGUUAAUAAUAUUAAUAUUCUGCACGAGCGUGAGCCUUGUGGUUGCCGAGCAGGCUACUUUUAAUAAUUAUAAGGUCUUUAAAAUAAAUGCGACUACACACAUGCAAGCAAAGAAGCUUAACGAAUUGGCAAAUGUUCAUGAUGGAUUUUCCUUUUGGAUUCCACCGUUUGUGAAUAAACAAGCGGAACUUAUGGUAGCCCCACACAAGUUAUCUGAAUUCUUUGAAAUUAUGGCGCAGAUCAAAGCACCCUAUAAGGUUUUUAUUGAGAAUGUUCAGGCAUUAAUUAAUCGGGCAGUUCCCGCGAAAAUGUCGACGACGUUUGAUUUUAACAGCUAUCAUGUACUAGAAACAAUUUACAAGAACCUAGAUGACUUGGAAAAGCUUUAUCCCAAUCAAGUACAAACUAUCGUGGGCGGUAAGACGCAUGAGGGACGUCAAAUCAAAGGCGUCAAGCUUUCCUUCAAACCCAACAAUCCUGCAGUCUUUAUUGAGGGUGGUAUUCACGCCAGGGAAUGGAUCUCGACAGCAGUUGUCAUGUACAUCUUGCAUCAAUUGUUGAAAAGUAAUAACCCGGAGAUUAGAGCUCUGGCUGAGAGCAAUGAUUGGUAUAUCUUCCCAUCGUUCAAUCCCGACGGAUACGUGUACACGCACACCAAAAACCGAUUAUGGAGAAAAACACGUAAACCAUAUGGUUUGGGCUGUUUUGGUAGCGAUCCCAAUAGAAACUGGGGAUACAAAUGGAAUGAGGGAGGCUCUAGCAAUUUUCCAUGUUCCGAAACCUACGCUGGAAGCGCACCAUUCUCCGAAAUUGAGACACAGAGCAUGUCCAAAUAUAUCAGUACUAUUUCCAACAAAUUGUACGCAUAUAUCGCGUUCCAUAGUUACUCGCAACUAUUGUUGUUCCCUUAUGGUCACACAAUAGCUCAUCUUGAUAACUAUGACGAUCUGUAUAAUAUUGGAAAGAAAGCAAUUACAGCUCUUUCAAAAAGAUAUGGAACUACAUAUACAGUCGGAAAUGUUGCAGAAACAAUAUAUGUGGCAUCUGGAGGUUCUAUGGAUUGGGUCAAAGGCAAUUAUGGUACACCUAUCACCUACACUUAUGAGUUACGUGAUCAAGGUCGUUACGGAUUUUUGUUGCCACCUAAUCAAAUUAUUCCGACUGGAGAAGAGACCAUGGAUUCUCUUCUAGCCAUGUUUAAAGAAUCAAAAGCACGUGGAUAUCCCAAAAAAAUUAGAAAACAUUAAACCUAACUAAAUUUCGUACAUUAUUAUUGAUUGCAUAUUUGUAUAUUUAACGAUUUGCUAAUUUUUUUCAAUAUCUGU